CAUCUAACCAGGGCAAUAAGGGCAAAGCGAAAAGGUUUACUGGUUGAGACAAUUAGCUUAUUUCACUAAAUAUUUUGCAAAAUAGGACUGUACAAAAUUUAUCAUACAUUUUUUUACUUGCAGGUAAAGGGAAAAAAGCUGUCAAAACUCAAAAAUGGCGAUGUGAAGGCAUUUGAGAAUGCAGUGGCAGUUAUUCCAGCAUGGAAAGACAAAAAGCCAGUUAUCAUGGAAUCUACUCAUCACAAAGAUGCUAUGCAAGAAAUCACCCAGAAAAAGUGGGGAGGCAGUGAAGAGGUGAUCCAGAAGCCAUCAAUGAUUUGUGACUACACAGCAAAUAUGGGAGGCGUAGACAGAGCCGAUCACUACUGUGCCAUGUACCAUUUUGCCAGAAAAUCCCUCAAAUGGAGGAGGAAAAUUUUCUUCUGGUUAUUCGAGGUGGGGAUCAUCAAUGCUUACUUGCUAUAUGUCAUCAUAGCAGAGAAAAAGAGGAGAGACACCAAAGAGUCAUUUGCAGUUUCAGAAGAGUCUCGUCAAGGAGCUCAACUAACAGGCCACCCCAUCAAGGAAGAGGCCAUGUUCUGAGCAUGGUGACCUACACAGAAUGGAUGGCCUGUACCAUGCUAUUGCACAAUGGACACUGGGAAACAGCGUGACUGUGUCGUUUGUAGUGAUCGCUCCAAGCCAGGAGGGCGAAAACAGUCCUCCUUUCUUUUUGUGAAACUUGUCCUUCCAACCCUUCUCUUCAUGUGCCUGAGUGC
Schistocerca cancellata (South American locust) is the source of this 758-nucleotide messenger RNA. Its product is annotated as piggyBac transposable element-derived protein 4-like. Lineage: Eukaryota; Metazoa; Arthropoda; Insecta; Orthoptera; Acrididae. The record is from RefSeq and is a predicted model, not a curated record. The coding region runs from base 226 to 582 and encodes 118 amino acids. The transcript has 2 exons.